AUCUUUCACGAGCCGUCGCACGAAUGGCCGACUCUCUGCAGAAGAUUUCCGGUCGAAUCCUCUGCUCUUCUAUCCCUCUUUCCCUUUCCCCAGGAAAACGAUCCUCCCAAGCUCGAAGUAGCUCACUUUCCAUCUUCAAAUAAAGCGGGAAAACCCUUCGUUCGAUCUCCGAUCUCUUCGAUUGCAUCUCCGGUUCAGGUAUUUGACUGCGAUUUUUCAAUUGAAGCCGAAGAUCUUUCUAGAGAAAAGUCUCGGGUUUCUUUGAAUCCGUCUUCUUUCUAGGGUUUUGACCGCGAAAUCUCUAUGGUGUGACGAUUUUCAAACCUGACGGUUGGAGGUGCGGAUCCUUGACGAGGAUCUCCGAAAAUCGUUGAAAUAAGAAGAGGAUUUGGAUCUGUUUGAAUAUUUAUUCGAUUCGGGUUUGACCGUAAAAUCUCGUUUGAAUCUGGAGAAUUCUUUGAAAGUUUUGAUCGGACGGUUAAAUCGUAGUCUUUGAUGUGUAUUUCCGUGUAGCUAUUGUACGAAGACCUCGUGCAGCGCUGGAUUCGUCAUCGAGUUGUGAAAUUUUAAGGUAAGAUUCGCUCGGACACAAAGGUGUUCGACAAAAUGCUGCUGCUUUGGCUGUGAAAAUUUUACCUUGUCAAAGUGACAUGGAAGCGAGAAUUCAGCGUCUUUUGUGCUGAGGAGUCCUGAAUCUGAUAGUGGAUUUCAUGAGGAUUUUCAGUUUUUCUUUGGUUGCAGCUGUCGUCUGAGACUUUAGUUGAAGAAAGAGGUUUUUGGUUUGGUUUUUUAUCUGUCUGAGAAAUGGCUGAAACCGCUGAAGGAAGAAAUUGGCAGGAGACAUUAAGAAGGAUGCUCCCUGCAGGAACUCCUCUGCCGGAGACGGAAGACAGUCUCGAAUACUCGAUUGCUAUGGAGUAUGAGGGCCCGCUGCCCUCUUACGAAGUCCCUAGAGUUGAACCUGUCCCCAGGGCCAACCAGUCAAUCCCAACAGCGGCUAUUGCAGAACCACUCUCCGACUCACAAAGAUUGUCGGUUGGUGCUGACCCUCCUGUAAUUGAACCUAUCCCUUUGCCCAUCUCUCGUAUUGCCGGUGUUACAGACUCUCCCACUCAAAGCCCUAGGAUGUCAGGAAGCUCAGAAUCUGUCGUGUCUGUCUUGCAGAACCCUGACUUUUCAGCUUCGCCUUCGGGUUCUGCGGUUUCUGGUGGUAGUCCUCCAAGCAGCCCACCCAAGCAAGCAGUGAAUGAAGUAAAGAGAGCUACGGUUGUCACUUUCGAGGGUGUGGAUAAAUCUUCAAGGAAAGAGGUUGAGGAUGAUACACCAAUUUUCCCUGAAUAUUGUUCGAUCCCGAAGAAGAAGAAGAUAAAGGUUUGUUUUAGGUGUAGGAAGGGUAAGUGGGAAACCAAAGAAUCCUGCCUGGUUUGUGAUGCCCGGUAUUGCAGCAAUUGUGUGCUUAGGGCUAUGGGCUCAAUGCCCGAAGGGCGCAAAUGUGUUACUUGCAUAGGUCAGCCUAUAGACGAAUCAAAACGGUUAAAAUUGGGCAAGUGUUCAAGGAUAUUAUCCCGCCUGCUUAGUCCUUUGGAAGUCAGGCAAAUCAUGAAGGCAGAGAAAGAAUGUUCUGCAAAUCAGCUUCGACCAGAGCAGUUGAUUGUAAACAAAGUACCAUUAAGACCAGAAGAAUUGGCAGAAUUGCUCAGUUGCUCACUACCUCCACGGAAAUUGAAGCCUGGGAGGUAUUGGUAUGACAAGGAAUCUGGUCUCUGGGGAAAGGAGGGAGAAAAACCAGAUAGAGUCAUCAGUUCAAACAUGAAUUUUUCUGGGAAGCUUAGAGCUGAUGCAAGCAACGGAAAUACGGAAGUUUUCAUCAAUGGCCGGGAAAUUACAAAGAUCGAACUGAGAGUGCUAAAGAUAGCAAACGUGCAAUGUCCACGGGAUACACAUUUCUGGGUCUAUGAUGAUGGAAGCUAUGAAGAAGAAGGUCAGAAUAAUAUCAAAGGAAACAUCUGGGAAAAGGCAUCAACUCGGCUAGUGUGUUCCUUGUUGUCGCUGCCUGUGCCCCAUCCGAACUCUCAUCAGACAAGGGAUGAGCCAAUCCAUCAUUCUGGCAGAACUGUCCCCGAGUAUCUAGAGCACAAAAGAGUUCAGAAGCUUCUACUACUUGGACUUCCGGGCUCUGGAACCAGCACUAUUUUCAAGCAGGCCAAGUUUCUGUAUGAGAACCCAUUCACAGAGGAAGAACUUCAGAAUAUUAAGCUAAUGAUUCAAAGCAAUAUAUACAAGUAUCUUAGCAUUUUGCUCGAGGGACGAGAGCACUUUGAGGAGGAAGCUUUGUCUUGUUUGAAAGAAAUUGGUCCACAUGAUCAAACCCCUGCAUCAGGUGAAGCAGAAGCUGAAGCUGAAGAUGACACUGAUGGAAACAGUAAAUGUAUCUACUCCAUCAACCCAAGGUUAAAGCAUUUCUCUGAUUGGCUUCUAGAUAUCAUAGCCACAGGAGACUUGGAGGCAUUCUUCCCUGCAGCAACACGUGAAUAUGCUCCAAUUGUUGAGGAGGUGUGGAGAGAUUCCGCAAUACAGGAAACAUAUAAGAGAAGAAAUGAGCUCCACUUUCUUCCAGAUGUUGCUGAUUACUUUCUGAGCCGGGCGGUUGAAGUAUCGAGCAACGAGUAUGUGCCUUCUGAUAGAGACAUAUUGCAUGCAGAAGGGGUCACCCAAGGAAAUGGACUGGCAUUCAUUGAAUUCUCCCUCGAUGAUCGCAGCCCAAUGUCAGAAGUCUACACUGACAAUCCCGAUUGUCCACCCCAGCCUCUUACGAAAUUCCAACUGAUCCGGGUGAGUGCCAAGGGGAUGAACGAGGGGUGCAAGUGGGUGGAAAUGUUUGAGGAUGUCCGUGCAGUGAUUUUCUGUGUUGCCCUCAGUGACUACGACCAGAUAUGGGCUUCUGGAAACAGCAGCUCCAGCCUCCAGAACAAGAUGAUGCAGAGCAAGGAGCUCUUCGAGACCACAGUCCGUCACCCAUGCUUCCGCGACACCCCAUUCGUGCUCGUACUCAAUAAGUAUGACCUCUUCGAGGAGAAGAUCAACCGUGUGCAAUUGAGUACAUGCGAAUGGUUCGAUGACUUCAGCCCUGUCAGGCCGCACCACAACAACCAGUCGUUGGCCCACCAGGCAUUCUACUAUGUGGCUAUGAAGUUCAAGGACCUCUACGCGUCCAUCACCGGCAGGAAGCUGUUCGUGUGGCAGGCACGGGCAAGGGAGCGCACAACGAUUGAUGAGGCUUUUAAGUACAUAAGAGAGGUGCUCAAGUGGGAUGAUCAGAAGGACGAGAAUGUCUAUGGGGCCCCUGAGGACUCAUUUUACAGUACAGAUGCGAGCUCUUCGCCUUUCAUCAGACAGGAAUGAUAUUCCAGACCAGAGCCUGGGAAUGCUCUACUCAUCUUCUUGCAUGGGCUUGUAACGAUUAAGGUAUGUUGCCUGCUCAUUACAACUGGCUGGUUUGGUUGUAUGUAUUUGUCAGAUGUAAUUGGUGGUGUUUGAUUUGGACGGGUUUGUUCAUGUUCGUGAAGAUUAUUCUGUCUGCAGUUUGCAGACACCCAAUGGUACCAAGCUUUCCAGUUAAAUGGAAAUUGAAUACACGUUGUAGAUA
Magnolia sinica is the source of this 3646-nucleotide messenger RNA. Its product is annotated as extra-large guanine nucleotide-binding protein 3. The transcript is spliced from 8 exons. Gene Ontology annotation, molecular function: G protein-coupled receptor binding; GTPase activity; G-protein beta/gamma-subunit complex binding. The record is from RefSeq and is a predicted model, not a curated record. Gene Ontology annotation, biological process: adenylate cyclase-modulating G protein-coupled receptor signaling pathway. NCBI's taxonomy places the organism in Eukaryota, Viridiplantae, Streptophyta, Magnoliopsida, Magnoliales, Magnoliaceae. Gene Ontology annotation, cellular component: heterotrimeric G-protein complex. Bases 805 to 3402 code for a protein of 865 amino acids.